Messenger RNA from Kogia breviceps (pygmy sperm whale), 4530 nucleotides. Lineage: Eukaryota; Metazoa; Chordata; Mammalia; Artiodactyla; Physeteridae. The record is from RefSeq and is a predicted model, not a curated record.
CCUCAGCUGAGGGAGCGCUCUGAAAUAAUACACCAUUGCAGCCGGGGAAAGCAGAGCGGCGCAAAAGAGCUCUCGCCGGGUCCGCCUGCUCCCUCUCCGCUUCGCUCCUCUUCUCUCCUUUCCUCUCUCCCCUCUUCUACUCUCUUCUCCUAUUCUCCUCUCUCCUCCUCGCGCCUCUUCUCUUCCCCUCUCUCCUCUCUUCUUGUCUUCCCUCCUCUCCUCCUCUCCUUUCCUUGCCCACCCUCUCCUCUCUCUCCCCUCAUUCUCCCCGUCGGCCCGCUCGCGCGCUCCCGCACGGACUCACCGUCCCUUGUCCAAUUAUCAUAUUCAUCACCCGCAAGAUCUCACCGUGCGUGUGCGCGCGCGUGUUUUCCUCUCUCCGCCUGCAAAAAAGGCUCGGCCCCACUGCUCUCUGCACCGAGUAAGUAUCUUCUCCCCCUCGCGAGUCCCCUCCCCUUUUCCAGAAUCACUUGUACCGGCUUGUUCUUGAAUGAGAAGAAAAGAAAAGAGACUCCCAUUACUCAUACUCGUGUAAACAUCUUUCCACCCUCCCCAGGAGAAAAUGGUGUUCUUUAAAUGAAUCAUAAUAAAAUAGUGUCUAAACAGUUUCUAAGCAGAAGCCUCAGUGGAACUCAGCGCUCCGCUCCUCCCAGUUCCUACGAGGUCCCAGGAUUCUUGAGCUGUGCCCAGCUGACGAGCUUUUGAAGAUGGCACAAUAACUGUCCAGUGAUGCCUGACCAUGACAGCACAGCCCUCUUAAGCCGGCAAACCAAGAGGAGAAGAGUUGACAUUGGAGUGAAAAGGACGGUAGGGACAGCAUCUGCAUUUUUUGCUAAGGCAAGAGCAACGUUUUUUAGUGCCAUGAAUCCCCAAGGUUCCGAGCAGGAUGUUGAGUAUUCAGUGGUGCAGCAUGCAGAUGGGGAAAAGUCAAAUGUACUCCGCAAGCUGCUGAAGAGGGCGAACUCAUAUGAAGAUGCCAUGAUGCCUUUUCCAGGAGCAACCAUAAUUUCCCAGCUGUUGAAAAAUAACAUGAACAAAAAUGGUGGCACGGAGCCCAGUUUCCAAGCCAGCGGUCUCUCUAGUACAGGCUCCGAAGUACAUCAGGAGGAUAUAUGCAGCAACUCUUCAAGAGACAGCCCCCCGGAGUGUCUUUCCCCUUUUGGCAGGCCUACUAUGAGCCAGUUUGAUAUGGAUCGCUUAUGUGACGAGCACCUGAGAGCAAAGCGCGCCCGGGUUGAGAAUAUAAUCCGGGGUAUGAGCCAUUCCCCCAGUGUGGCAUUACGGGGCAAUGAAAAUGAAAGAGAUAUGGCCCCGCAGUCUGUGAGUCCCCGAGAAAGUUACCGAGAAAACAAACGCAAGCAGAAGCUGCCCCAGCAGCAGCAACAGAGUUUCCAGCAGCUGGUUUCAGCCCGCAAAGAACAGAAGCGAGAGGAGCGCCGACAGCUGAAACAGCAGCUGGAGGACAUGCAGAAACAGCUGCGCCAGCUGCAGGAAAAGUUCUACCAGAUCUACGACAGCACUGAUUCUGAAAAUGAUGAAGAUGGUAACCUGUCUGAAGACAGCAUGCGCUCGGAGAUCCUGGAUGCCAGGGCCCAGGACUCCGUGGGGAGGUCAGACAACGAGAUGUGCGAGCUGGACCCGGGGCAGUUCAUCGACCGAGCCCGGGCCCUGAUCCGGGAGCAGGAAAUGGCCGAAAACAAGCCGAAGCGAGAAGGCAACAACAAAGAGAGAGACCAUGGGCCAAACUCCUUACAACCCGAAGGCAAACAUUUGGCCGAGACCUUGAAACAGGAACUGAACACUGCCAUGUCGCAAGUUGUGGACACUGUGGUCAAAGUCUUCUCGGCCAAACCCUCUCGCCAGGUUCCUCAGGUCUUUCCGCCGCUCCAGAUCCCCCAGGCCAGAUUCGCAGUCAACGGGGAGAACCACAAUUUCCACACCGCCAACCAGCGCCUGCAGUGCUUUGGCGACGUCAUCAUUCCGAACCCCCUGGACACCUUUGGCAAUGUGCAGAUGCCCAGUUCCACAGACCAGACAGAAGCACUGCCCCUGGUGGUCCGCAAAAACUCAUCUGACCAGUCUGCCUCCGGCCCCCCUGCCGGCGGUCACCACCAGCCCCUGCACCAGUCGCCUCUGUCGGCCACCGCAGGCUUUACCACGUCCACCUUCCGCCACCCCUUUCCCCUCCCCUUGAUGGCCUACCCGUUUCAGAGUCCAUUAGGUGCUCCCUCUGGCUCCUUCUCGGGAAAAGACAGAGCCUCUCCUGAAUCCUUAGACUUAACUAGGGAGACCACGAGUCUGAGGACCAAGAUGUCAUCCCACCACCUGAGCCACCAUCCUUGUUCACCAGCACAUCCACCCAGCACUGCAGAAGGGCUCUCCUUGUCUCUCAUCAAAUCCGAGUGUGGCGAUCUUCAAGACAUGUCCGAAAUCUCACCUUAUUCGGGAAGUGCAAUGCAGGAAGGAUUGUCACCCAAUCACUUGAAAAAAGCAAAGCUCAUGUUCUUUUACACCCGUUAUCCCAGCUCCAACAUGCUGAAAACCUACUUCUCUGAUGUAAAGUUCAACAGAUGCAUUACCUCUCAGCUCAUCAAGUGGUUUAGCAAUUUCCGUGAGUUUUACUACAUUCAGAUGGAGAAGUACGCGCGUCAAGCCAUCAACGAUGGGGUCACCAGUACCGAAGAGCUGUCUAUAACCAGAGACUGUGAGCUGUACAGGGCUCUGAACAUGCACUACAAUAAAGCAAAUGACUUUGAGGUUCCAGAGAGAUUCCUGGAAGUUGCGCAGAUCACAUUACGGGAGUUUUUCAAUGCCAUUAUCGCAGGCAAAGAUGUUGAUCCUUCCUGGAAGAAGGCUAUAUACAAGGUCAUCUGCAAGCUGGAUAGUGAAGUUCCUGAGAUUUUCAAAUCCCCAAACUGCCUACAAGAGCUGCUUCAUGAGUAGAAAUUUCAACAACUCUUUUCGAAUGUAUGAAUAGUAGCAGUCCCCUUUGGAUGUCCAAGUUAUCCGUGUCUAGAUUUUGAUUUCAUAUAUAUGUGUAUGGGAGGCAUGGAUGUGUUACAAAAUCAGCUGGUAAUUCCUCCUCAUCAUCUUUCUCUCAUUUUCUUCUGUUUUCCAUUGCAAGGGGAUGGUUCUUUUCCUUCCACCUUUAGUUUACUUUUGCCCAAGGCCCUUAACAUUUGGAGACUUAAAAUAGGGUUAAUUUUCAGGGAAAAAGAAUGUUGACACCAGUAAAGUCUAUAUUAGCAAGGAAGGGCGUGUUUAAAGGAUGCUUCUGCUGGAUUGAUGGUUUAUUGCGCAUGGCGGUUGGCAGAGGGUGACCCGUGACGCAGCACUACUCUGUAGUCAGUGAUGUGUCUCUUGUUUUUACGGCUGAGAAGGUCGGAAAACUCAAUGAAACCACUUGAUAAACUUAAGUCUUUUGUUUGGUUUGAACUCAGUAAGUCGCUUUUUAAUCACACAUUUAAAAAUAAUGCCGGUGGCAGAUGAACAACUCACUUUUCAAAAGUACCCUAAAAGGCCAAGCUUUAAAAAGAAACAUAAUCACUAACCGUCAAGUCUUUCCUAAGAGAAAUGGCAAACACCACAAGCUAGUACCAUUUUCUUUGGAGGCAAAGCAGUUUUGUACAAAACUGACUCUUUCAAAAUGAGACUGGAAAUUCAUGUGAUUUCUAGUCAUCUCUCGAAAUUUUGCAAUAGGUUCUUCUUGGUAAUAAGUGAGUACCUAUCGUUCUUCAUACAGAAAAACCCCUAUAACGUGUUAUCAUUUUCUAUUUAUCUUGCUUCAGAUACUAAAAGGCACAUAAGUUUCAAAUUUAUUCUUUGCUCAACUUUGUUUAUGUGGUUUAAAAGAAUUAUCAUUUCUGUUUAAUAUUUAACACUUUUAUUUUUCAAAAAACACUAUUUUCUGAAUUCCUUUCUAUGGUAAGGAAUAAAGGACAUCCCAACUUGACCAUACAAUUCCUGCCUACACUAGAAGUUUGUUAACAGCUGCUAGCUGACACGAUCUUCCCCUCCUGAGAGGAGUACAUAUGAGAAUGACCUAUUUUCCUAUACAUUUCCACUCUACCCUGAUGGAUAUUCAAAGUGGUGACAGUCUAAUUUUUAAGUGUUUCUUCAUUUUAGGUACAGCGUUUUAAAGAAAUUGAUACAGUCUCUUCUAAUUCAGAAGCUAGUAAUUGACCAAAAUGUGAAGAGUGUAUAGAAUAGGAGAGUUUGGGAGUUAACCCAAAAGACACAAUUUCAGCACACAUAAGAAAGCUAGCUGCUAUUUCAUGCUUUCUUCAAUGGUUCUCCUCUUUUAUCUUUUUCUUUUUUUUUUCCAGUUUUUCAAAGGUGUACAAAGUCCCAUACUUGCUUUUAAAAAGCCGUAUGGCAUUCACACUUGUUUUCUUAGAUGGGUUUUGUGUGCAGAUGCAGUAAGAAUUCCUUUUUUAUUCUAAUAGUGUUUUCCAGAACCCUCCCUCCCCUUUGGUAACUUGAUCUACAUCUCCUAAGGUGACAAAGUAAAAAAAAAAAAAAAAAAAAAAA